UCUCAGUUUACGUUUGUAAACAAAUUCAAAAAGGUUAGCCGAAGAAGCUCAGUUGCGCGCUUCUACACCGCCUAAAUUCCAUCCGCUCUUCCUCUCUCUAGGGUUUCGGACAUGACAUCACUGGCGUCAAUGGCAGCCACUCUUAGCCAAUCGGACACCGAUGCCCCUUUCUCCGACUGCCCGAUCACCUAUCUUCUCCCUCGGACCUUCGGCUCCUCGUUUUCCGCCGGAGCUGCGCUGUUCGAGUCUGAUGAUCCAGACUACAUUAGCAGUCUGUUCAACUCCACGGCGCUGAAAAAGUCAGCACAGCUUCUGGAACAUGCAAAGAUGAUAAGCAAUAGCAACUGCUCUAGCAUUCCUGCUUCGAGCUUUGAAGACGGAAAUUAUAUUUUGGCUAAGAGAAGUUACGAAGGUCAAAUAGAAUUGCAAGGAAAAAGGGCCCGUCAACGUCGACCUGGCCUUCCUGGUCUUCCUGGUGUUGAGCGGGGGGGACUUGUCUUUAACUUUUCAGCUAAGACGACUGCUGCUGAGGUUUCUCAGAUGGGGACAUCAGAUGACUUUUCCAAGAGGCCAUGUUGUGUUGAAUCAAAUAGUCAAUCUUGGCCAGUUAUAGACUACAGUUGUCUUGAGCAUAUCUCUGAUCCAAUUGAGUAUUUCUCAACUUAUAGAAUGCUUGAAAAUGCGGAGAAAGAGGUAAAGAAACUAAAAGGUGAGGUUUCUCCGAAGCUCAGCCAACCUCAAGGCAGAAGAGAUCGCCAACGUCGUCCCGGACUUCCUGGUCUUGAAGGAAAAAAAAAUGUGUUCAAGUUUCCAGUUAUGACUGGUACCGUGGAGGAUUAUCAUAUAGAAAAAUCUACCCAGUCCAAUGGUGUAAAUAUUUCUGAAUUAACCAUUGCUUCCUGUUCCAAAGAAAUAAGCCAAAUCAAGAAUUCACAAACUGUUGCACCAGAAAGCAAACUCGCUGGAAAUGCAGAAACUUUUGAUUCAAACGUAGACAAGGAAUUUGAUGAAUUAGAGAGGCUUUUAUCUAAAUGUAAAGAAUUAGAUAAUGAUGGUAUAGCAAAUUUUGUAAGGGAGAGCCUGCAGAUUACUCCAAUUCAUGUGGAGAAGUCGAGAGGCCUUCCAUUCUCCAUUCCAACAGAAAAUAAGUUUGAAAGCCCCAAACUUAGCCAUAUUUUGUCUAAUGCAAACAGAAAUAAAAUUGAUGGGCUGCCAAACUUGAAAGAGCGUUUAUCAUUAAUAAUUCCGCAGGGUGAUCCAUGCUUCCCCCAUCAAAAUGAUCGUGAUAAGCAGAGUGAUGGUUCUACGGAACUAGGUUCUAAUUGCAAUGUUUUCAGUGCUGAUGGAUUAGAGAAAUUACCGAGCAGUCAGGGAGGAAUGCAGGAGGAUUUGGAGAAGCAUAAGCCUGAUGGCAAUGAAAUUAGAGUUGAUGGGACAGCAGAAUUGGAGCAGGUGACAUUGAAGACUAAGCUGCCUGAUGCAGAGAUGACAAAUGCCAUUGAUCACUUAUCAGCCUUGAAAAAAUCCAUUCCAUUAAUUGAUAUACAGGGUAGACUUGCUAAAAUAUCAACCUUGAAAAGGAACUUAUUGCAAAAUACCACUGAUGGUGAACUGCCCAUGUUUUCAUAUGCUGAUUUGGAAGAUUCUUCAUUAAGUAAAAUCCAGGAAAUGCUUUCUAUUUCGCCAGGAGAUGUUAUUCAUCUUGAUGUUGGCUCUAAGGAUGCUCAGAAUGCUUCCUUUCCAGGAUUGUCAUAUCUAAAAAGGUCGAGUUUUGAGGAUAAAAUGCAUUCUCCAGUAGCUGAGAAUUCUGAGGAAGAUAAGAACAUUGGCAGAGGGAAAAUAUCAGAUCCUAUAGGACGCCAAUUUAUUUUACUUGAGGACACAUGCCAGAGGCCAAAUGGAACUAUUUCUGAUGAAGAGUUUGUAUCUAUAGUAUGUGGCGCUAAUUUGGAGGAGGCUGGCCAGUCUUCAGCUUCAGUAGAUCGCAGACCAACAGAAAGUUUAGCAAACCAUUCUAGUGAAAAUUUGCUUCAGCCCCUUGUGAUUACUGAUGCUUCGGAACAAAUAUUACAUUCAGAGGCGCCAGAUGAUGACAGCCUUCCAGAAAAUUCUGCUUUGAUUGAUGAACAAUUGGAAGCGACAUGUGAAGAUCUGAAUGGAAGGAAUAAGAAUCAGGGACUCACGGUUGCUUCUGGAGGAUCUUCAAGCAGAAAAUUGGAACGAGAGGAACCUACAAGCAGGCGAAGGAAGCAAAAUUCAAUUUUGAGAAGGAAAAGCCUUACAGGUGCUGGCACUGUAUGGGAAUCUGGAGUGCGGCGGAGCACUAGAAUCAGAAUGAAGCCCUUGAAGCAUUGGUGUGGCGAGAGAUUUUUAUAUGCCCGAAUACAUGACAGCCUAACAACUGUCAUCGGGGUGAAGAAAUUUGAAACUCCACCGCAGAAUGGAAGAAAGACUGUGAUGAAGGUGAAGUCGUACGUCUCAGACCAGUAUGCAGAUCUGGUUGCUCAAGCUGCGUUGCAUUGAAUGAUACACGCCAAGGCUAUUAUACAGGAAAGUGCUACUCUCUUGAGAAGAAAUUAUAUUUUCAAUCUAUAUUGGGUUGGUUUAAUAGUACAGUACCAAUCUUGCAUAUAAUGGUACAGAACUGGUAAGGAUCUUGCUCGCAAACAAUAUUAUAAGCUGUACUCGUCUAAUAAUUGCUAGUCUCGUUUCUUUCUUUAUCGACGAUAAGCAGCGUUUCUAUGUUUUGUUGUUGGCCAUCUAUUAUAGCUUUUUGACCUGUAA
Dendrobium catenatum is the source of this 2784-nucleotide messenger RNA. RefSeq lists its product as uncharacterized. The record is from RefSeq and is a predicted model, not a curated record. The coding region runs from base 112 to 2523 and encodes 803 amino acids. The transcript is spliced from 13 exons. Gene Ontology annotation, biological process: spindle attachment to meiosis I kinetochore; kinetochore assembly; attachment of mitotic spindle microtubules to kinetochore. Gene Ontology annotation, cellular component: kinetochore. NCBI's taxonomy places the organism in Eukaryota, Viridiplantae, Streptophyta, Magnoliopsida, Asparagales, Orchidaceae. Gene Ontology annotation, molecular function: centromeric DNA binding.